AGUUGAGAUUAUGUACAAAUAUCCCACUAGCUACUUCCACAUUUUAAAGACAUACUUCCUCAGCUUCUGUCUCUCCUUCUCUCUCUCGUACACAUACAAGCAUAAAAAAAAUUCAUAACAUUGAACAACAAUAUGGUACAAUCAAAGAAAUUCAGAGGUGUCAGGCAACGACAGUGGGGCACUUGGGUCUCAGAGAUCCGCCACCCUUUGCUGAAAAGAAGGGUUUGGCUUGGGACAUUCGAAACAGCCGAAGAGGCAGCUCGAGCUUAUGACGAGGCAGCCAUUUUGAUGAGCGGACGUAGCGCCAAAACAAACUUCCCAGUGCCCAAAAACCAAACAGGAGAUGAGAAUACUACGACUUGCAAUGCCCUUUCUUCAAUCCUCAGUGAAAAGCUUCGCAAAUGUUGCAAAAUCCCAUCUCCUCCUUCCCUUACCUGUUUAAGGCUUGACACUGAGAAUUCUCACAUCGGGGUGUGGCAAAGGAGAGCAGGGAGUCGAUCAGAUUCAUGCUGGGUAAUGACGGUUGAGCUAGGGAAGAAAAAUGGGGAAGUAACUGAGACUAAUAAAAUGCCGGCUUCAGAUGAACCCAUCACCAACAAAAUGGUGAGACAGGAGGUUACUGAUAAUGGGUUAAACGAGGAAGAAAAGGCAGCAUUGCAGAUGAUAGAAGAGCUUCUCAAUAGGAAUUGAUCCUCAUCAAAAUCGGAUCUUCCAAAUUGCAUAUGUUAAGUGCUUGUGAAUGUGGUUGUGUUUAUUAUGGUGCUUUAUGAAUUUAUAUUUAAUGCG
Molecule: messenger RNA, 786 nt
Organism: Gossypium raimondii (Peruvian cotton)
Lineage: Eukaryota; Viridiplantae; Streptophyta; Magnoliopsida; Malvales; Malvaceae
Product: ethylene-responsive transcription factor WIN1
Exons: 2
Coding region: 133-690 (185 amino acids)
Biological process (GO): regulation of DNA-templated transcription
Molecular function (GO): DNA binding; DNA-binding transcription factor activity
Source: RefSeq, a predicted model, not a curated record